GUUUUUCUUUAGUAAGAAUAUGUACGUCAAGUCACGCACGACGUAGAACUAAAAUUAUUUACCAUAAUAAUCGUUUGAAAACUCACAGCAGAUAACAACGCCAGAGUAAAGCAUUUGUGUAAACGCAACAUUGAUAGUUAAGUCAGUGAAGCAAGCGAUACGAAAAUGAAAACUCUCUGGAAAAUAAUAUUAAGAAAAGGAAGCAAAAUGGAAGUGUCUGAAGAAAGUAAUGAUGAAAAUACGCGAGAAAAAGAUUACGUUGUAAAGAGCAUGGGAUCUUUUGGAGUGUAUCAAGCUGUAGUCUGUAUAGUGGCUGGUGUUGCGAGAUUUAUACCGAUAUGGAAUUUAUUAUCAAUCAUAUUCAUAACACCUACUACUGAAUUUAUUUGCAAGGAGUUUAAAAAUAACGUGACAAAAGAAGUUGAUCAUUCGAUAUGUUAUGAAGAUUGUGUAGAAUAUGAAUAUGAUGAAAUGGUAUUUAAGAGAAGUGUGGUGUCCAGUUAUGGGUUGGUUUGUGAAAAGGCCUGGAUGAACAAUUUUAUAAAUACUGUGAUGAUAUUGGGUGUGCUAAUCGGAUCCUUAUUAUAUGGCUGGGUUUCGGACAGACAUGGACGUCGCAAUGCCUUUCGGUUAUCAACAUUUUUCAGUAUCAACUUCAUGUUUGUAAUUCUCUUCUCUCCCAAUAUUUGGACCUUCACAGUCUUUCGAGCAAUAAUUGGCACCACUUCCGGAGGUAUUUUAGUCAUCAGUAUAGUUUACAUUAUGGAAGUCAUUGGAUCUAAAUAUAGAGAAAGUGCUGUAUGUUGGAUAAUAUCAUCUGAUAGUAUAGCUGCAGCGUUGCUUUCUGUUUUCGCAUAUUACACUACUACAUGGGAUAUAUUUCUCUUUUACUGCGAAAUAGCAUCGAUAUUUAUUUUUGCUCUCGUUCUGGGGCUGCCAGAAACACCACAAUGGUUAGUAACCAAUGCGAAAACAGAUAAAGCUAUUCAAAUUGUAGCUAGUGCAGCUAAAUGGAACAAACUGGAGACUAUAGACAUAAAAGAAAAUAUUAAAAAAUAUGUCGAAGAGUUUAACAUAGAAGAAAAGAAAAUGGAAACUAAUUAUAUACAUCUCUUCAGAAAUAGAGAUCUUACUUUUAAAACUAUCUGUAUAUUCUUACUAUUUACUCAAGCUGGAAUUGCGUCAUGUGGUUUGAAUGACUAUGUUCAGUUUGUAGAGCCAGAUAUUUAUAUGUCUUUGGUAAUACAUGGUUUGAUGCAAGUAUUAAUCAGUAUUUUAGCUGUCGUCUCCAACAACAUCUCAACCAGGAAAACUCUCAUCGUGAUUCUCCUGUUUACUACCAGUUUAUCCAUGGCAUCAGCGACCAUCUUACCUGAGGAUUAUUGGAUAACUGCAAUCUGUAGCACUAUAGGAUGGAGUGCCACCAUUAUUUUAUUGGCAGUUCUCUUUAUGUACACCGUUGAAUUAUAUCCAACUUCAUUAAGAAAUAUGGCGGUUGGUCUAGGUACGUCAGGAUUGCUAUUAGGAGCUCUCGUGACGUCGUCUAUAGCUGGAGUAACGCCGCCAUGGGUGGCACCAUUCAUUUCAACAGCAUUGUCAAGUUUGGCUGCAUUUUUUUGUGUAUUCCUUCCUGAAACAAAAGGAUAUGUUUUGAAAAAUACAGUUGAUUGGUGAAAUAAUUUCGUUUUAAUUGAAAAGUAAAAUCAAGACUGUUAAUGAAAUGUGAGACGUGAGCAUGUUUAAGACAUUG
Messenger RNA from Pectinophora gossypiella (pink bollworm), 1750 nucleotides. RefSeq names its product solute carrier family 22 member 16-like. The coding region runs from base 166 to 1674 and encodes 502 amino acids. NCBI's taxonomy places the organism in Eukaryota, Metazoa, Arthropoda, Insecta, Lepidoptera, Gelechiidae. Gene Ontology annotation, biological process: transmembrane transport. The record is from RefSeq and is a predicted model, not a curated record. Gene Ontology annotation, cellular component: membrane. Gene Ontology annotation, molecular function: transmembrane transporter activity. The transcript is spliced from 4 exons.